AUGUAUUUUCCCGGUUCCCUUGCGUUUACAGCUCUCUGGCUCUGUCAGAGCAGUAUAGCUGCAACUAGAGAUGCAGUGGCUAAUCUCAGCUCCAUUCUCAACAGGCAGGACUGGUCGCCUCACACAGAGAUAUCGAUUCCUGGGGAAAGCGAGUUCACAAAUGCCACGACUAGAUGGACAGAGUACCGGGCCCCAACAUACUCGGCCGCUUUGUCCGUUGGGUCUGAGGAGGACCUAGCCACAGCUGUCGAACUGGCCACAGCCCACAACAUCCCGUUUCUAGCAACUGGCGGUCGUCACGGCUAUAGUGGCACAUUGGGAGAUCUCCAUGAUGGCCUGGCAAUUGACCUGAGUUCGCUGAACUCUAUAUCAAUUAAUGCCUCUGCUGGCACGCUCACUGUCGGGCCGGGGGUUCGUGUAAGCGAGAUCUACGACCCUGUUUUUGAAGCAGGAUAUCAGAUACGCAAGUCUCCAGCUACAUACACUUGA
This is a messenger RNA of Aspergillus puulaauensis, 489 nucleotides long. Its product is annotated as FAD-binding oxidoreductase. The record is from RefSeq and is a predicted model, not a curated record. Bases 1 to 489 code for a protein of 162 amino acids. Lineage: Eukaryota; Fungi; Ascomycota; Eurotiomycetes; Eurotiales; Aspergillaceae. The transcript has 2 exons. Gene Ontology annotation, molecular function: FAD binding.